Molecule: messenger RNA, 3267 nt
Organism: Lentinula edodes (shiitake mushroom)
Lineage: Eukaryota; Fungi; Basidiomycota; Agaricomycetes; Agaricales; Omphalotaceae
Product: glycoside hydrolase family 3 protein
Exons: 14
Coding region: 192-3107 (971 amino acids)
Biological process (GO): arabinan catabolic process; xylan catabolic process
Cellular component (GO): plant-type cell wall
Molecular function (GO): alpha-L-arabinofuranosidase activity; xylan 1,4-beta-xylosidase activity
Source: RefSeq, a predicted model, not a curated record
CGUAAAUCCUUACAUACCACCUAGCAAAUAAGGUGUUUAUUCUCAAUUCUCAAAGCGUAGUUUUCGCAAGAUUAAGAAAUCUGGCCACGGAAUACGGCCCGCAUCCACUAUAGCUUCUUUUCCAAAACCUUCUGACUUGUUGAGCAUGCGCGUCGCAACCAUGUUGAACAUUUUUUCCGAUUACCUUUACAAUGAACUUGUUUCGCCCAGUCUUCCUGGUCUUUAUUCUGUUUAUCCACCAGUGUAUCAUCGCGUUUGGACCUCGGCACUAUAGCUUCGAAACUCAGGAGCGAUUUGGAAACAUUCGUGCUCGGGUUGUAGAUGAGGAAAGAGACACAUAUAUCAAGACAAUAGUGGAGGAAAUGACUCCCGAAGAACUGAUUAUGCAAGUCCACUUGAUGUUCGCUGACAAUAUUAUCGGGCCCAACUCUGACAAUGGUCUCUAUGAUUUUGCUACCCGAUUUGCACCUACGGCUGGGGUAGGCGUCAUGCACGAUUGGUACCCGACAAAUGCAUCGUAUUACAACUCUGUCCAGAAACUCAAUCUCGAGAAAUCGCGUCUCCCCGUCCCAUUCAUGCAGCUCGGAGAAUGUCUUCAUGGCGUGGGUUCAUUCAAGCAGAGUAUGUUCCCUCAAUCCAUCGGGAUGGCAGCUUCCUGGGACACAUCGCUCGUUCAUCGGGUAGGAAGGGCCAUCGGAACAGAGGCUCGUGCCCUUGGAAUACAUGCGUGUUUAGCACCAGUGCUUGAUUUAGGGAAAGAUGUCAGAUGGGGUCGUGUACAAGAGGCUUGGGGUGAAGACUUUUUGCUUACUUCACACAUGGGUGUGGCGUACGCUUCUGGUCUCUCCAAGAAUGGGUCUUGGUCAGACGCAGACGCGGUCAUUCCUGUCAUGAAACAUUUUGCAGGCCAUGGAAGCCCUAGCGGAGGACACAAUGCUGCUCCGUAUAAUGGCGCUGGACUUCGCCAGUAUCUCAUGGAGUUCUUUCGGCCAUUCAAAGCUGUGAUAGACUUGGGAGGUGCGAGAGGCGUUCUGAUGGCAUACCAUGAAUUCGACGGUGUUCCUUCUGUGGUCAAUACAAUGUUUUACGAUGCGCUGCAGGAUUGGGGCUUCGAUGGAUUCAUUAUUGCAGACGAUGCGGCUUUGAUCAUGCUACAACAGGGACAUAUGGUAUCAGAUUCACCUGCGGAUACGCUUUCGCAAUGGUUCAAUGCCGGUGGGAUGAUUCAAUACUAUGAUUUUGAUAUCGAGACUUUCUUGAACGUCACGAGUGACCUGUUGGCAAACGACUCAGUGCCUUUGUCCACUUUACAAUCUCAUGUCACUCAAAUUCUAAAGGUCAAAUAUGACAUGGGUUUGUUUGCGAACGCUACAAGUAAAACUUCCUCAGAACCAAACUCGACCUCUCUCUAUGUUCCGUCGGAUAUAGUAUAUCAGGAUUUAACAGCCCACCAUGCGCCGCUCACUCUAGAAGCGGCGCGUGCCUCCAUUGUUUUGCUCGAGAAUAGAAACUCUACCUUGCCUAUAAAACCAAAUACACAAAACAUUUCACGCAUUGCUUUGAUUGGGCCUUUUGGAGAUAUCUUGAAUUACGGAGAUUACUCAGGUCCUUGGGGUGCUAGUCCAGCUCAAAAUGGUACGACCAUUCGGCAGUCAACACUCGAACACAUCAAGAAUUCGAGUCUUGAUGUCGAACUCGUUACAAGCAUAGGUUCUAACACGUGGUAUUACAAUGCUCAAUAUGGCAUUCCUGCAUAUCUGCUUUCCCCAAUCGUUGACCAAACCAAUACAUCAUCAGAAGAGCAUGGGCUAUUAGGCACUUAUUUUGCAGACCCAAAUUUCACUGACGCCUGUUUCUCCCAAGUUGACGUUCCUAAUAAGGACUGGGGCCUAUACCCACCUCUUGGUCUUCCCUCAAACAACUUUAGUGUAAUAUGGGAAGGAAGAUUGACUGUGCCAGUUGAAGGCGAGGUAAAGGGCUCCAUUGGUGUUGCCGUGUCUCCCAACACAACAGCACGGCUGUUUAUUGAUGGUGCGCUGGUUGCAGAAUCACCAUUGACCACCGCAGGCAAUAUCCUAGGGAACAUUGAACCGUUGUCAUACGAUACAAUGAACGGGACUAUGAUGCCUCCUGGAGGAGCUCAGUGGACUUUCCAACAGGGCGCAACGCACCAUAUAAGGAUCGAGUAUCAGACUUGGAAUCUGUAUCAAAAACUAGCAAACGUGAAUUCGGUGAAUGCGCAAGUCGCAUUUUGGUGGAAUUUGGUGGAUCCUGACGCUAUUGCGAAGGCUAUUGACGUUGCAAAAACGUCGGAUCUGAUCAUUCUCGCAGUGGGUGCAAACUGGAACAGCGAUGGGGAAAACGGUGAUAGGGCGACACUUGGCCUGUCGGAAAACCAAACUGCCCUGGCUGACGCGUUGUUCGAUCUCGAGAUACCAAUUGUACUGGUGUUAGAAGGUGGUAGACCUUUUGCUAUCCCGGAUUACUAUGAUCGAUGUGCAGCCGCCCUAGAAACGUUCUUUGCAGGUCAAUCAGGCGGUCAGGCUAUUGCUGAUGUCUUGUUCGGAGAAUUUAAUCCGGGAGGAAGAAUGCCACUGAGUAUCCCGUAUGACGCUUCGUCUCUGCCGGCUUUUUACAACUAUCACGCUACUGCUCACGCAGUUGACUAUACUGAUAUUUACUCAUACCCUUCUCACUGGUUCGGUUAUGGAUUGUCCUACACAAACUUUUCCAUCUCCGGAUUCAACGCAACUUCUUCAGGUGGCGUCAAGACCUUCACAAACGGGGAAACGAUCACUUUCCGUGUAACUGUGACCAAUGAAGGUAGCCUAUCUGGAAGUUAUGUCGCUCAGAUCUAUCUUCUUGCUCGGGUUUCAAACAUCGUCCGUGCAGAAAGGCAGCUCGUCGCUUUCACCCGGGUGUACCUCAAUGCUGGUGAAAGUAAACAUAUAACAAUGGAUCUGGAGGUCGACCGCUAUCUUCCAAUUGUUAAUCGUCAAUACAACUGGGAGCUCGAGGCAGGCGAUUAUACAUUUGCUAUUAUGGAUUCUGGAGCCCCUACGGCAAGCACUGCGAUGAACGUGACGAUGUCUUGCUUGUUCAGAUGAAGGCGGAAGUGCUGCGAAAGUAGAACAAUUUCUAUGACAUUGCCAGACUGUGAAUUUUGAAUAGCUGAAUUUACACAUGCUCAGUUCAACAUACCUGCGUUGUGCAGCUAAACCUCAAGAGACGAAAUGAUUUUAUUCAGAACAUAGUAGUUGAGUAUGC